This is a messenger RNA of Sciurus carolinensis (gray squirrel), 4532 nucleotides long. It is a transcript of the gene Ogfrl1, whose product is annotated as opioid growth factor receptor like 1. The record is from RefSeq and is a predicted model, not a curated record. NCBI's taxonomy places the organism in Eukaryota, Metazoa, Chordata, Mammalia, Rodentia, Sciuridae. Gene Ontology annotation, cellular component: membrane. Gene Ontology annotation, molecular function: opioid growth factor receptor activity. Bases 190 to 1548 code for a protein of 452 amino acids. The transcript is spliced from 7 exons.
CCGGCUCCUCCCCGCGAGUGUGCCUGUCUGCCGCUCGCCGCGCUGAGGCAGUGCGGCGGCGGGCGCGCCGAGGCUGCCGCCCAGCGCCCUGGCCGCGGCCAUGCCCGGGCCCUAGUGUGCCUGCCGCAGCCCGCGCCGAGCGCCCCGCAGCCCGCGCCCUGCAGCCCGGCGCCCGCCGCCGCCUCUUCAAUGGGCAACCUGCUCGGCGGGGUCAGCUUCCGCGAGCCCACCACCGUGGAGGACUGCGACUCCACCUGGCAGACGGACUCGGAGCCCGAGCCGGAGGAGCCAGGGCCAGGUGGCGGCAGCGAGGGCCCGGGGCACGAACCCGAGCAGCCUGCUCAGCCUCCGGAGCGAUUCGGCGGGCGGCCCCGCGUCAGCCCUGCGUCGGACGAGGACGCCGAGGCGGCGGGCGCAGAGCAGGGUGGUGAUUCCUCUGAAGCAACUGUCAAACCAAAGAGAAGUUUUUAUGCUGCAAGGGAUUUGUACAAGUACCGACACCAGUACCCACAGAACUUCAAAGAUAUCCGAUAUCAAAAUGACUUGAGCAAUCUUCGUUUUUAUAAGAAUAAAAUUCCAUUUAAGCCAGAUGGUGUUUACAUUGAAGAAGUUUUAAAUAAAUGGAAAGGAGAUUAUGAAAAGCUGGAGCACAACCACACUUAUAUUCAAUGGCUUUUUCCCCUGAGAGAACAAGGCUUGAACUUUUAUGCUAAAGAACUAACUACAUAUGAAAUUGAGGAAUUCAAAAAAACAAAGGAAGCAAUUAGAAGAUUCCUCCUGGCUUACAAAAUGAUGCUGGAAUUUUUUGGAAUAAAACUGAUUGAUAAAAAUGGAAAUGUUGCUCGGGCUGUUAACUGGCAGGAAAGAUUUCAGCAUCUGAAUGAGUCCCAGCACAACUAUCUCAGAAUCACCCGUAUUCUCAAAAGCCUUGGUGAGCUUGGAUAUGAAAGUUUUAAAUCUCCUCUUGUAAAAUUUAUUCUUCAUGAGGCUCUUGUGGAAAAUACUAUUCCCAAUAUUAAGCAGAGUGCUCUGGAGUAUUUUGUUUAUACAAUCAGAGAUAGAAGAGAAAGGAGAAAGCUCCUGCGGUUUGCCCAGAAACAUUACACACCUUCAGAGAAUUUUAUCUGGGGACCACCUAAAAAAGAACAAUCAGAGGGAAGCAAAGCCCAGAAAAUGCCUGUUCCUCCAGCCUCUAGUCAUAACAGUCAAACGUCUAUGCACAAAAAAUCCAAGGACUCCAAAAAUUCCUCUUCAGCUGUUCAUUUAAAUAGCAAAACAGCUGAAGAGAAAAAAGUGGCACCAAAAGAGUCUGAAGAAGAGACAGACAGCCCCAGCCCAGAGCCCAGCAAUGAAGCUGCCAAACCAGGAAACACAGAAGACAGUGACGCUGAAAGUUCAAAUUCUCAUCCUGAAAAAACAGUUACUACUCCAACAGAAAGAAAGGAGAGUUCUUCUCCUUCUGAAAAAGAUGAAGAAGGCAAAAAUCCUAACAAAGACUGUGAAAAUCCUGGAAAUACCAGUUGUCAUGAUGAGGUACUAUUACAGUGAAUUAUCAGAAAAUCACAAACCUGUUUAGGGUAGGGGAGGAAAUAACUACUGUCUAAUUUAUCCUAAAGAACAGAGAUGAUAUCAUGUUUCCAGUGUUAGCCAUCUGUGUUUUCUCUUGUAAGCAUUUUGUUGUUAUUUGUUUAUCUUAGAUGAUAAUAAAUUGGAUAGUUAGUAAGAAGUUUUUAAGACCAGAUUCAAUAAAUGAAUGUGUUCUGUAACAGUUUUAGGAUGUGAGUUUUCAAAUUCUGUAUAUAACAAUUACUUUAAACUUAUUUUCAAGGUGUCUAGAAAUAAUCAGGUAGUAUUUGAUAUGUGUGUCAAAUACCCUCUUUCAAGAAAUUACAGACUCCGUGGAGAAAAUCAAGACAACAAUUCCAUUGUAUUUUUAUACUUUUACCUGAUUUUUACAUUAAUUUUUGAAAUAGGAAGAGUUUAGUUUUCCAAAUAUAUUCACAAAGUAGUUUGGAUUCUUUGAUCCUAACCCUUCCAUGUGUUUAUUUUUAGAUUCCGAUAAGUGAAAUGGAGGUCCUGGGUGAGCUCUGACCUCCCCAGCUAAUCUGUCAAGUCCUGCUAUCUUCUUUCACCCUCUCCUUGCUCGACAUUGAGCCACCAUCUUUAUCAACUCCCAAGUGUAUUUACAGUGUACAUUAGGAUAAUCUUCUAUGUUGACAUCUAAAGGGAACACAGGGGAACUUUUAAUUGUAUGAUUUCAGGAAUUUUCUUUAAAAUAAUAAUAAAAAUAUUUUCUGUAUUAAGUGCUUAAAAACAAAUUUUGGUGCAAAUGUCCAAAAAAGAACUUUGCUUUAUAUGGCUGUUCCACAUAAAUUUGGUGGUUGAUUCUGGAUGCAAAUGACUGAAGAAUUAUAAAGGGAAAAAGGAAAUUAUCCAUUUUUAAAAGGCAUGCCUCUUGCACUAUCAACAGGCAUGUCUCUUAAUGAGUUAAGUGAAUUAUGAAAUUACUAUGUUGUUUAUUCCACAAUGUAUCUUUUAUUAUAUAUAUGUGUAUUAUAUAUAUAUAUAUGUAUACAUAUAUAUAUAUAUAUAUAUAUAUGUAUAUAGUUUGUGCAUCUUUGUCAAACUUUGAAAUGGAGAAUAGUUUGAAAUUUCAUAUGAUCAGUUCUAGUAAGAACUUAAUUUGUUACUAAUACUGGUUGAAAACAAUUUUAUUGCCUAUAAUAUUAUUACUAAUUAUUAUUACAAAUCAGAAAAUAAUCAGAAACACUGUGAUGAGAACUUCAAAACAUAUAUACAAAUAUAGAAAAAGCAAUGAGUAGAUAAAACAUUUUCACUUCAUAUCAUUUAGAAAUAAAUUGACUUUUUUAAAAAAUCUCUCUUAGGCUUUUAAGAAAAGUUCUGUUCACCUUAACCUUCCAGAGAAUUUUUUUAUAUGUCCUGUUUCAUAUCCCAUAAUAUCAUCUUCUGUUGUCUUUUUUGAUCCAUACUUUUACCAUGGAAUUUCUAGAUAAUAAUCACACGAUAAUAUGCCUUCAGAAAUAUGAUUUUAUUGCUUUGAAAUUUAUGCAAAAACACCCCAGUUGCUUAACCCUGAUUUUUUUAAUCUGAGUCUUAGUAGCACUCAUGUUUUAUUUCAGGUUCCAAUAUAUAGAAUAUAGAGCACUUAGUCAUUUUUAGUUCCCAUAAUAUAUCAAAUUUUGCUUUUUACUGUUUUUUGAGGUAUUAGGAAUUUGAAGUAAUAGUCUAGGUUUUUAUUUCCAUUUCUUUUUUACAUGCAGGAAAUACAUGGAUCCUCUGACAUGGUGCUUGUCGUAGCAAUGUCCCUGUAGAUCUUAAUAAAUAGUUCUGCAGGGUUUAGUGAAUAAGAGUAAAUUGUCAAAUUAGGCUGAAUUGUAGGAAUAAUAUUAAUUUAAUUCAAAAUAUUUUACCAGUUGUGUUGUAGACACUUUUGGACUGUUUUCUAAAUGCUUAAUGUUAAACAUAUGUGACCAUAUUAGUAGCUGGUAACUGUUAAAAUAUCAACAGUUACCAGAUACUAAAAUAAAUGAAUAUUAUCUGAACUAUUUAGAAAUUGUAGUAUAUCAAAACCCGCAGAAGAACAACAUUUCAUUUAACAAUUUAAUUUUUUUAGAAUAUUAUUCCUUAUUAGGGAUUUCAUUAGAUUAUGCUACUUAAUUUGCAAAUACUUAGUCUCAAGGGGACAACUUCCUGGCUUCCAUCUAAAAUAGUGGCCUUUUCCCAUCAUAUGUUUUUUAAAUACAUUUUCAUAUGUGACUAUAGUUUCCUACAUUUAAUCUGUAAAUAAUGAGAGAAUUAUUAAGUGGAGAAUAAGUAGGGAUGCCAUUCCUUUUGCAGAUAAAAAUUGAAUGUCUAGAAUUUUUUCUAUUAAGAAUACUUUGUAUAUUUAAUAGUUUUUUAAAAUAAGAUCUAUAGAUAUGUGUUUAUGUGUGUCUUAGAUAUGAAACCACCCCCUUGGGCUUGACUUAUGUUUUGUAUUUUUAAAAACUACAUGUGCUUGCAGAAAUUUACAGAAAAGCUGUUAUAGAAAAUGCAGUGAAGCAUGGCCAAAUAGCUAGAAUCAUUAUUGAGUAUUUGCAAAUAUAGUCUUUAUUGUUGUACCACAGGCUGCAAGGAUAGUUAAUAUUGGCUAUUAAUAAAAUAGUAACUUGAAUUUCAUGGCAAAUAGAUGUUAUAUUGCUUGUUUAGUCUAGUAUAUUUCUAAUAUUUUGUGCUUUCAUAUAUCAAAGGAGAAAAAAAUAUGUGAAAUUAUUUUGAAAUACUGUAAAGUGAUAUAUAAUUAUAAGAUAUAUUUCUUACAGUAGAGAAGUUUCUAACAUUAAGAUUAUUGUACCAUUAUACAUUGUCAUGCUCAAUCUCAUAAGAAAUUCAAAAGAAUCAUAAAAGAAAUGAAGAUAUAUUUGCUUUCUCUAAAUCAAGUCAGUUGUCAGUUAAAAAAUUAUAUUGUAUAGUUUUUGUUGAGAGCACUUUUCUUCCAGCUUCAAAGAGAAAAUAAAAUUUACAACUCAGGA